Molecule: messenger RNA, 945 nt
Organism: Capronia epimyces CBS 606.96
Lineage: Eukaryota; Fungi; Ascomycota; Eurotiomycetes; Chaetothyriales; Herpotrichiellaceae
Product: 3-oxoacyl-[acyl-carrier protein] reductase
Exons: 2
Coding region: 1-945 (314 amino acids)
Molecular function (GO): oxidoreductase activity
Source: RefSeq, a predicted model, not a curated record
AUGACAGCAGCUCCCAAACGACGCCUAGCCGCUCUUUCGAAACAGCUGGUGGAGGGCAUCCCGUCGGAGGGUACGUUUGAGGAUAUCCCACGCAUCAGACAUGUCGCAGAUUCGUCGACGGGUCCCCGGGUGAAGGGAAAAGUGGUAAUCGUGACUGGCUGCAACUCGCCCCUCGGCAUUGGCCGUGCCGCUGCACACCAAUACGCCCAGAAUGGUGCAAAGGCUGUGUUUAUCUGCGACUGGGCAGACCAGUACUUGGAAACGCACAAGCGAGAGAUAACAAGCCUCUACCCUGGAUGUAAAGUCCAUUGCGUCAAGGUCGAUGUCGGGGAUGAAGAGCAGGUAAAAGCAUUGGUGGACGAUGCGAUCGCAAAAUACGGCCGACUGGAUAUUAUGUUCGCCAAUGCCGGGGUGAUCGGUGUGCCCAAUACAUUCGAGCAUAUCACAGCCGAUAAGUUCAUGGCUACGAUGCGCGUGAAUGCGCUGGGCGUAUUCCUGUGUGCCAAAUACGCCGCUAUUGCCAUGCAGAAGACGAGUGAAGAGAAGCCAUAUUCCGGAGGCAGCAUUAUUGGGACAGCGUCUGUAGCUGGGUUACGGUCUAACGCCGGUGGUACCGAUUACUCGGCUAGUAAGGCUGCAGUGGUCUCCCUGGCGCAGACCUUGUCUUAUCAAUUGGCCGGUACGGGCGUGAGAGUCAACGCUCUAUGCCCUGGUGUCAUAGAGACAGGGAUGACCAAGCCCAUGUAUGAUCAGGCUCGCACUCGUGGAACAGAGAGAAAGAUUGGGCAACUGAACCCUCUCCAAAGAGGCGCCGUCGCUGAUGAAGUUGCCAGAGCCGCUCUCUUCUUGGGAAGCGACGAGGCGAGUUAUGUCAACGGCCAAGCCUGGGCUGUGUGUGGUGGUCUCAGUGCCGGGCAUCCCUUUGUGCCUGGAAAGCUAGCAUGA